Messenger RNA from Brassica napus (rape), 1343 nucleotides. RefSeq lists its product as uncharacterized. The transcript has 3 exons. The record is from RefSeq and is a predicted model, not a curated record. Bases 553 to 1038 code for a protein of 161 amino acids. NCBI's taxonomy places the organism in Eukaryota, Viridiplantae, Streptophyta, Magnoliopsida, Brassicales, Brassicaceae.
AAAAUCUAGUACUCUUUGAAACCAAAGAUCUCUAAAUGCAAGGAAAAUAAGGGUAAGUUUCACAAUUUUGAUGAAUAAAUUGCUUUGAUUUUUUUUGUCAAGUUGAAUUCUACAUACGUACCAAAAGAGAAUAAUUUAAGUCGUGUUGAAAAUCGUGGAGAGGGACUUGAAAUAUGUUUAUUCAUUCUUGGGUUGAACUUUUGGUCUCUUGUCACAUAUCAUUCAAAUAAAAUAUUUGAGACGUCAAUAAGAAAAAGAAAAAUAAACGAUAACAAGUUAGAAACUUAAAAUGACUUUAAAGCGGCCGUUAGGUGUUUAAAACGUAAACGGAAUACAUAAUCGAAUUCAAACAUAAGUAAAUAUUUCAGCAGUGCUUUUGUCUUAUUUGGUGAACACAAGCCAGCAUAUAUGAUAUCGUCCAUUUGUAACAAAUAGGAACCAAAUAGUAACUAAGAACAUCAUUAUCCCGGUUUCUUAGAUGAGUUUUUAAAGAAAAUAAAACAAUUAGUUAAAUGGAAGCAAAAUUAAAAGCGUAUAACCGAUCCUUAGUUAAUGGUUUUUGUAACCGAUCAUAGAAGAGUUUCUUAUAACACGUGUGAGCAACAUGUGUUUUUCUUUUUUUUUCCUUUUUUUUUUUCUUUUCUUCCUCUCCUCUUCUCUCAGCUUCUCUCGUGUUCUCCGUCGAAGGAAACCGGAGCAUCCGUUCAAUCGGCGUUUUCUCUCGUCUUCUCCUCUCCUUCGCGAAGCGUCUCCUUCCUUCAAUCGCCGUCAUGUCCGUCUUUCUCUUCUCUGGUCUUCUCCGUCGGUAAAGGAAGCGUCUCCUCUCUUCAAUCGCCGCUCGCCCAAUCGCUGCGACCCCAUCUCCUCUCUCUUCUGACCGUGGGAGCAUUGAGAGAUUCAUCACAGAGUGAAGCUGUGGGAGCAUCUCGUGCUUGUUGUUUCACUGAGUGGAGCAGUGGUAACAUGACACAAGACGAGGCAGAUGUGAGCACACGAGUCACGGAGUUGGGAGUGGAAGAAUCACGGACUUGGGAGUAGAAGGAUCACAUAAUCAUCUACUCUCCUCCACAAGUAAUCAAAAACAAGUAAAUUUUUUUUUUUAAGAAACCAAAAUUAAAAAACUGCCAUUGUAUCUGAAAAAUUAGGUGAUUCUUAACUAAUGUUCUUAGCUAAAAUUUAUUAGUUAAAUAAUCUUUAAAGUGUACUUAAGAAACCUCUUAUAGGUUUCUACGGAUAAUGAUGCACUAAUCUUCGCGAAUGGAAUGAACGUGUUCCUUUUCUUCCGUACCUCUUUCGAAUUGGUCUACUUUUGGAUUUCUUUAAUCCAUAUUAACUAUUUAGUC